AUAUUUUCAAUAUAUAUUUUUCUACUAUCUUAUUUUGUGAAAUCAAUCGGACUUCAACAAGACUCUCUUAUAGUAUUACUAAUAAAUAGAGUAUUUAAGUAUUCAAAGUACAAUACAACGAGACUUUUUAUAGAUUCACCCAAACUAGGUGGUGAAUUAGCCUCAUUAUUAUGGCUGACAGUGAAAAUUUUGAGUGUGACUACGAAGAAAUUACUAUCACGUUUCACAAGAAGAAAGGAAGACGGAAGGUUGAGGAUGGAAAAUCGAAACAGUCAACUACUAAACACUUAACUUCACAAGAUCAGGAAGUAACGAAAAGUGAUGAACAUAUAAAACUACGAUGCAUGCAUCCAACAACAACAAAUUUAAAGGAAAAAGAAGUUGCGCUUGAUAAGUCAUUGAGAAGAAAAAGUACGUUCAAUGGUGAAGAACAGGAGAUUGGUAAACCAUUACUUGGAACAAAAAAUAAACUACUACGUAUAUCAGAGGUGUACGAACAUUUAGAGAAUUUAUCUGCAACUCUAAAGUGUGUAAAAGAUAUUAAGCAAUCCAAGAACUUGGAAUGUAUGCCGAUAGAGAAAGAAGAACAGUUAGAAGUAAAGAAAGAAGUAAGUCAAGAGAAAGUAGUUCAAACAUCCAAGCAGACGCCAAAAGGAAAUGUUUUACCUAUUAUAGGUGAAGUCAAAAAGAAUCUAGCUAAUUUAAAUAAAUCACAAGAGACAAAUACAAUUCAGGAUAAAAAUAAAAUCAAAAAUAACAAAUUCCUUGAUAUUGUCAGUAAUUUGAGAAAUGAGUUUCUUCUAUACCAAAGAUGUUUAGGAACUAAUAUCAAUACAAAAGAAUCUGAACAACACUUUUGUAAGAUUAAUAAAGCAAAACAAUGUAUUCUAUCCACAGUUGCAGAGAAAUCAAUUGAAAAGAAUAAAUGUAGAAAGUCGGACAUAUCUUCAGUUAAUGUCAAGAAGCUCAAUGUGGUUAACUCGAAAAUAUCUACAAAUGUGAAGACUCAAAAAUUUUGUAAGAAGUGCGGAAAAAAUAGGAAUAUACCCAUUAACCAAAACGUGACAACCACAACACCUAACCAUAAAAAAUAUAUGGAAAACUCCACACAAACUAAACAAACAGAAAGUAAGAUUUUUGUUGGCCCAUCAUCCAAGUCUCAGAAAAACUGCAUGGAAAUUGCACACAAAGAUGAAAUAAAAAGAGAUGAGGUCGAACAGAAAGCAUAUUAUACUGACAACGAUAGUAGCACACAUACAGAGGAAGCAGAACUAGAAGAAUAUCAUAAUAACAGUCAUAAUAAUUCACCAACUAUGACAGAUUCAGUAAAGUAUUUAGUUGAAAUUGGACUCGAAGAAUAUUUAAAACGACUAAGAAAUGGACAACAAGUACCUAAAAUCAAUGAGACAAUAUCCACCACAUCUCCUAAUGACAAUGAUCAUGAUGUUAAUAUGGUUGACGACUUUAAAGUGAAGAAAGAACCCUGUUCAGUUAAAAUAGAUUGCCAAACACAAACAUCUGUUUGCUCAAUAUUUCCAAAACUUGAAAGAAAAAUUAAAUCUAAAACUAAUCACAUAUCACCCAAAGUGAGGUCACUCUUUGGCACUAGAGGAAAAACAACCGAAGGCUUGUCAAUUCAAAAAAAUAAUAAAAUGAACUCGUGUAUGAAAUUGAUGGAAUAUUCUUCCUCAAGUGAAACGGAAUCAGACUAUUCCGUGCGAAGCAUUGAAUGGAGUAUACCAGCUGAAGGCAGAACUAACCCCAGGUAUGCAAGUGAAGCUACGAAAAAGAACACUCAGAUGGAAUUUAGCACUAAAGAGGUUCAAACAGCCCACUCUCAUGCAUGCAUUUACUUAGAUCUGGACGGAGAAUGUGAGAGUUGUAAAAAUGGUUGUCGUCCAAUUUACAAAAAACAUAUACUUGCGAUUAUAUAUUAUAUGAUAAGAGGUUAUAAUCCAAAUGAUGUAGCACUUAUUAUCAACGCAACGAAGCCUAAAAUUUUUCACUUUAAAAUGAUUGCUAUGAGUACCGGUGAGACGCUUAAUUGUUUUUUUACUACAUCUAACGGUUUGGAAAGGGCAAAAAAUGAAGGAGUAAUGAAAUAUUUUCUGGUAUAUUUCAAGCCGGAAUAAAAAUGUGAUGAUGGCUUCGAAGGAAAAUUUCUAGGGCAAGUUAAGAACUAACAGAAAUAAUAAUAUACUGUAAAGACUGCCUAAUAAUUAAAUAUAUUUUUUCUAUUAAAUAUCUUAUACAUAAAAUAUAUAUGAUUAAUUAUAGUGCAAUUCAAAUACAGCUAGUAAAAUAUAUUAAAAA
Molecule: messenger RNA, 2313 nt
Organism: Teleopsis dalmanni
Lineage: Eukaryota; Metazoa; Arthropoda; Insecta; Diptera; Diopsidae
Exons: 2
Coding region: 171-2132 (653 amino acids)
Source: RefSeq, a predicted model, not a curated record